Messenger RNA from Numida meleagris (helmeted guineafowl), 2747 nucleotides. RefSeq names its product testin LIM domain protein (gene TES). The transcript has 7 exons. Lineage: Eukaryota; Metazoa; Chordata; Aves; Galliformes; Numididae. Bases 207 to 1475 code for a protein of 422 amino acids. The record is from RefSeq and is a predicted model, not a curated record. Gene Ontology annotation, molecular function: zinc ion binding.
GGCUGCAGCCACUGCCUCAGGGCAGCGGAAGUUUGGGCGCCGCGGCGGAGUGCGAAGGGCGGUGCCGACACCGGCACGUUGGUCUCGGUGCAGCGCCCGCGCCUCAGCAGCCUCGCAGCGCCGCGUUCACUGGCCGGGAGCUGUCGUCCCCCCCCCCCCCCCAUCUCGAGCUGCCCCCAGAGCUCCGUGUGUGGCCGGGCGGCGGCAUGGACUUGGAGAGCAAAGUGAAAAAGAUGGGCCUGGGCCAUGAGCAGGGAUUUGGUGCCCCCUGCUUAAAAUGCAAGGAUAAGUGUGAAGGAUUCGAGCUUCAUUUUUGGAGAAAAAUAUGCCGCAACUGCAAAUGUGGCCAGGAAGAGCACGAUGUCCUCACAAGCAAUGAAGAAGACAGGAAAGUGGGGAAACUCUUCGAAGAUACCAAAUAUACAACUCUUAUUGCAAAGCUGAAAAGCGAUGGCAUUCCCAUGUAUAAACGUAACGUAAUGAUACUGACUAACCCAGUGCCAGCCAAGAAGAACAUAUCCAUCAAUACUGUGACCUAUGAGUGGGCUCCUCCUGUUCAGAAUCAGACACUUGCUAGGCAGUAUAUGCAGAUGCUACCGAAGGAGAAACAGCCUGUUGCUGGUUCCGAAGGCGCUCAGUACAGGAAGAAACAGUUGGCUAAGCAACUGCCUGCUCACGAUCAGGAUCCUUCAAAAUGUCAUGAGCUAUCCCCCAAUGAAGUUAAACAGAUGGAGCAAUUUGUGAAGAAGUACAAAAAUGAGGCACUUGGUGUAGGAGAUGUGAAGCUCCCUGGUGAGGUGGAAACUAAAGCUACUGACAAGAAUAAUCUGAACAGUGGGGACAGAAGCACCUCAGCUGCUGUAGGAGCAAUGGAGGACAAGUCAGCAGAUCAGAAAGCAUCUCAGUAUUCCUGCUAUCGCUGCAAGCUGAACAUGAAAGAAGGUGACCCAGCUGUCUAUGCAGAACGUGCAGGAUAUGACAAAUUGUGGCACCCGGCUUGUUUUGUCUGUUGUACCUGCAGUGAACUUCUAGUAGACAUGAUCUAUUUCUGGAAGAAUGGCAACCUGUACUGUGGAAGACAUUAUUGUGACAGUGAAAAACCCCGCUGUGCUGGAUGUGAUGAGCUAAUAUUCAGCAAUGAAUAUACCCAAGCAGAAGGUCAAAACUGGCAUCUGAAACACUUCUGCUGUUUUGACUGUGAUUGUGUUUUGGCUGGAGAAAUCUACGUCAUGGUGAAUGACAAGCCAGUCUGUAAACCAUGCUACGUGAAGAACCAUGCUGCGAUCUGCCAAGGCUGUCAUAAUGCUAUAGAUCCUGAGGUUCAGCGUGUGACCUACAACAACUUCAACUGGCAUGCUACACAGGAAUGUUUCUUGUGUUCCUGUUGUAGCAAGUGUUUAAUUGGCCAGAAGUUUAUGCCAGUGGAAGGGAUGGUCUUUUGCUCAGUGGAAUGUAAGAAGAAGAUGAUGUCUUAAGGGGUGACAUGCACAAAACUAAACAAUGCUGUGUUCCAAAGGCUCUUGCAUUUCUACUGUAAAAUAUACAGAAUCGGGGCAUUUAAAGGUAUGGAAAGUACUAACUAGCAUUUUCCCAAAGACUUGGGUUUUUCUUUAAUGACUAAUUCAUGUCCUGUAAUCUUCAUUCCUCAGUUGUAUCACUUUAUUCUUUGGGAUUUUGUUCCUGAGUCUUAUGUUGAAUGUCUUCAGAUCCCAGAACUGUAGGAAAAAGUAUGUUAUGAACUCUAUAUGCUUUAAGGGAACUCUUCACUAUGAAGGAUCUUUUCACAGCAUCCUUCUUAAUGGAAGAAGAAAAUGUGAAUGUGCUUCAUUUUUUUCUUACACAAUCAUGUAGCUUUUCCACUUCCAGUUUGAUGAGUUAUUUAUGUCUCAUGGCUUCCCUGCUUUCAUCAAGCACUUUAGACAAGAUGAUCAGCUUUACUGCCACGUACAGUUUUGUUCACUAGACCUCAAGUGGGCAGGGAGAAUGAAGUUUUUUUUAAAGCUGCAUGUAGGCUUUUUACUCAUGGUUGACACGUGGGUUGUUGAGAAAUAGUAACUACUCUCACAUCUAGUUUGUGAAGUACCUGCACCGCUGAAAAACUGGUUUAGCUCAUGUUUCUUUUUACUGUUUUUCAUGUGAAGAAGCUUUCAUUUUAUGAAUAUUGAAGCUACUUUGCAAGGGUUUCUUUUGCUUCUAUCUUUGGUUUGGUUUGGGUUUGUUGACUUUGUUCUUAUUGGGAGAGAAGGGGUGAUGGUGGAGAAAAUAUAAGGGGAGAUCCUACCCAAUUUAAAAAAAAAAAAAAUCCACUACAACUUGUGGAACUGGCUUCUGCUUCUUAUGAAUGUUCUUUUUGCAUAUUGUGCCUUUUGUCAGAGGAACAUAUGCAUUCCCAAGGAAGUCAUACUACAAAAGAUUUGUACUUAAGGUUUUGAAUUGUAUGUUAACCAAAGCAGAAAGAAGCCUCUGCUAGAAGGUUUCCAGUUUUUGAAUGAAAAAUUCACCCCCAUGUAUUACCUUGGCUUAUUAGAUAAGCUAAAUAAAUCUAUUCCUGUGGUGUUUGUCUUCUUUUCCUCCCCUUAAGGAUUACAGAUCUGCAGUGAGACUUGUUAGCUAUCUCUGUGCUGCAGAGGGAAUGGAUCCUCUUUAGCCUCCAAAAAAAUACUAUGCAAGUUUUAUGUUCAGCUUUAAGUUUUAUGAUGCUGAUAUUGUAACACUUACCAAAUAAACAUUGGUAUUGCUCACUUGAA